Chroicocephalus ridibundus (black-headed gull) is the source of this 1383-nucleotide messenger RNA. Its product is annotated as basic salivary proline-rich protein 3-like. The transcript is spliced from 2 exons. Bases 1 to 1383 code for a protein of 460 amino acids. The record is from RefSeq and is a predicted model, not a curated record. Lineage: Eukaryota; Metazoa; Chordata; Aves; Charadriiformes; Laridae.
AUGAGGGCUGAGGACGUGACCCAUUACCAAAGUACCGAGGCGACAGAUCCCCCCGUACUCCCACUGUCAGCUGAGACCAAGUCUACUAAACCUGGGAAGGCACAGCCCGUGUUUUCACCACCACAACCGCCCCUUUCCCCCCAUCCGCUCUCGGGAGAGGUCCCCAGCUCGCAGCAGAGCUCGCCCCUACCGAGAAUAAAGGUCUGUCCCCCCGGGGCGGGAUCUGCCCGGGUACACACUGGGCAUCAACCCACCGGCAACACCACCCUCAACUCCUGCGGGGCGGCGCCCUCCGCAGCGCGCUGCCGAGCCCCGCGGGGACCCCCGCCGGCAGCGGGCAGGCUCCCCCCACCCCCCGCUCGCACCCACCGCUGCGCCGCAGACCCAAGGCAGGGGUUCGGCUCCCUGCCGCCGCCUCCGCCCAGACGAGCCGAUUUCGAGGCCGCCACGGUGUCCCCGUCCCUUCCUCCGCCUCCCCGGCGCCGCUCAGGCCCCACCACCCGCUCCGCCCUCCCCGACUCGCCCCGGGCAGGUGCCCUCAGCGGGCACCUUGCUGCCCGCGGAGCGGCUCCCCGAAGAUCCCCGAGGGUCUCCCCGCCACUCCUCUCUCUCCAGCGGCCAGGCACCCGCGGCCGGCCCCCGACUCCUCCUCGGCCAGCCCCGCGGGGUGGAAACCCGCUCCGCCUGCAGCGGCCGCGCCCGCCGCCCCGCUCUCCUCAGCGGGCGGAUACGCCCCGGCUCCCCGCGGACCGGCACACACCGCCCCGCAGCCCCUUCCUUCCCUCCCGCGGAGCCCCUGCGCGCUCCCCCGGCUCCCCUCACCACAGACCUGCCCGCCGGCCGGCCCCUCUGCCCGCGCUGAGGCGGGGCCGCCUCCCUCCCUCCCUCCCUCAGCGCCUCCAUCCCGCCUCUCUCGCGGGUCGCUCUCCCAGCCCCGGGGAUCCCCCUCCCAGCCCCGGGGAUCCCCACCGACCCCCUCCCCGCAGACAGCCCCGCUGCCCCAGACACCCGCCUCCCUCGACGGCCAGACACCCCCCUCCCUCACUGGGCUUCCCACAGCGGCCCCCCGCCACCUCUCCUCCCGCGAGGGAAGGGGCCGCGCUCUCCCGGCCAGGACCUUCUGCCGCCCGCAGCGGGGGAAAGCGGAGGAGCCCCGGCCCCGCCGCGGGCAGUGUGGCUGCCCCGGUACACCCCCCUCCGUCCCGCAGCACUCACCGGCCAAGCGCGGAAAGCGGAGUCGGAGGCGCCGGGGCACGGCACGGCCCGCUUCGCCUGCCGCCUCCGAGCGCCGCGGCAGUGGUGGUGCCGCCCGCGCAUGGAUUAUGGAGGGCGGGCUCUGCCCCGGGCCGGGGCUGCGGGACCACCCCGGCAGGCUGGGGCUGA